UGGAGUUGUUUUGUGUGACAGAGCUGCGGGAGGGUUGUGUCGUGAAGGAGCGCUCCCCCCGCCGGGACAGUGGCGCGGGAGGAGGGGGCAGUUCCGAGGGGUCGCCCGGGCUAUCGGAUCCGGGAUCUGCUCACAUUUAUAACCAGACAGGCGCAGGCUUGUUCUGGGGGGGGGGCAGAGCUGAGCCGGACGGACCGACACGCUUUUCACUUUCUUCCGAACUUUUAUUGAUUGAACUCGGACGAUUUCAAGUAUCGUGGGGAAAGUUUGAAACAACUGAAAGAAAAAAUAAAAAGUUUAACUUCGGGUCCGGAUCCUUUAUCUCGCGUCCUUCUAUUUGACUUUUAAUCAUCUUUGUGCACAAAAAAACCCAAACUGCUUGUAACUCCAACGUUGUUCUCUCGCCGCAGCGGAGCCGAGCGUCGUCGACAUGGACAAAUACGAGGAUUUCGGACUGGAGGCGAGUAAGUUCAUCGAGGACCUGAACAUGUACGAGGCGUCCCGCGACGGCUUGUUCCGCAUGAGGAGGGACGCGGGCAACAACCCCGACUUCGAGGAGACGCGCAGAGUCUUCGCCAACAAAAUGACGAAGAUACACAUGCAGAAGCAGCAAGAGGAGAUGGCGAAGACGACCCAGGCCAUCAAAAUGAAUGGGGGUCACGGCAGCGCGUAUUACACCAAAGACAGGCCGCCCAUCAACAGCUCCAGGCCGCCGGGCGAGGCGGCAGCCAAGCCCCCGAUCCUGUCUGGUCCCGUGUCGGGCACCGCGGCCGGGAGUCAGUACGCGCCGCCGGACGGACACAAACACCACGCGGGCAUCCUGCCUGACCCUCCUGCAGACAGGGCCCACUGCUACGGAAACACUCACGAUAGUAAGGAGCGUUUAGAGCCACACUCGUACCAGCACAGCAGCCCCACUCCUCCCCCCAGCCCCGGAAACGCGUCCCAUGGCGCGCCCGCACAUGCCCGUCACCCGGCCGGCCAGCCGGCCGCCUGGGCCCCGUGCAGAGAGAGCCAGCGUUCUCCAACUCUGUCUGGCUCCGGGAGCAGCACUCCAUCUCAGCAGCAGCAGCAGCAGCAGCAGCAACAGCAACGCCUGCCCGCACCACCCACCGUCAACAGUCUUGCAUCCCAGCAGAAUCAGGCCGGCAGCCCUCCUGUACACCGGAGUCCACCCUCCUCUGCCGGGCCAGCCAUCAGGGGAUGGGCCGGAGAGCCCUCUGGAUCUGCAAAACCAGACCUCAUCCCCGCCCUGCCUUUGAGUGCCUUCACGGGAGGAGCAGAUUUCCACGUGCAGCAGGCCUCCGCACAGCCCGCGGCACACUGUGCACCACCUUCUCCAAUUUUGAGAUCCCCCACAAGCCACAAUGGCCCCGCGUCAGCCUCCUCAAUGCCACCUGCAGCCUCUGAGACACCUCAACCCAAAGCCCAGGUGACAUCCGCCGCCUUGAGCCAUGGCAACGUGUCCAAAAGCAGCAGCAGCAGCCAGGGUCAAGGUCACAGCCAGACACCCAGCUGUGGACAGGCUGCCCGCGUUGAAGCCGAAGUCGUGUGUUCCGCCAAGGCGAUCCAGCAACCCUGCCAGUCCCUCCUCAUGCAUCCCCCCGAGCAGGGGCCCUCGGCCGCGGAAAUAAAACUAGAAGCUCUCACUCAACGUCUGGAGAAAGAGAUGGAUGCCCAACCGAAGGCAGACUACUUUGGACUCUGUGUCAAGUGUAACAAGCCAGUGUAUGGAGCCAACCAGGCCUGCCAGGCAAUGGGCAGCCUCUACCACGACAGCUGCUUCACCUGCAGUGCCUGUAGUCGAAAGCUUAGAGGGAAGGCUUUCUACUAUGUCGGAGGAAAGGUUUUCUGCGAAGAGGACUUUCUGUACUCUGGUUUCCAACAGUCUGCGGACAAGUGCAACGCUUGUGGACAUCUGAUUAUGGACAUGAUCCUGCAGGCCCUCGGGAAGUCCUACCACCCCGGGUGCUUCCGCUGUGUGGUCUGUAAUGAGAGCCUUGAUGGAGUGCCCUUCACCGUGGACACUGAAAAUAAGAUCUACUGUGUCAAAGACUACCACAGGGUCCUGGCCCCGAAAUGUGCAGUCUGUAACCAGCCCAUCCUGCCCUCAGAGGGGUCUGAUGAGACCGUUCGCGUUGUAUCCAUGGACAAAGACUAUCAUGUGGAAUGCUAUCACUGUGAGGAUUGUAAGAUGGAGCUUAACGACGAGGAGGGUCACCGCUGCUACCCACUGAACGGCCACCUUCUCUGCCACUCCUGCCACCUGAAGCACAUCGAGCCUGGCUGCUCCUCUUCCAUCCCCGCCUCCUCCUUCUAACACUCCUGUGGGCGAAGGAGGACACCUGGUGGAUGUAAUAAACAACUGCCAAAGAGUGACUUGAACUGCAGGAGCAGAAAUGUACAAUUCUUGUUGUAGAGGAUUGAUCGAUUUAAUGCCUCAAAUUAUACUAUGGUUAGAUGUGUAUUUGGAUGGGAGCUAUAAUGAAGUCUUCAUAAUGUAGAACCUAAAGAGGUUACGACCCAGUAAUGAAGAAUUGUAAUCUACCAAAAGCCUACUUUGAAUGCAGUGAAGCAUUGCGCGGUACCUGCUCCAUACCAACUUUGCAGAAGUGUUGCCAUGUGAUUAUUUUGUAUUUAAAUAUCAGUUGCAUUGGCUGUAAAUAUCUUAUAGUCAAUUUGUUUUAGAUACAGUGUGCCUAUUUCUCCACAUACACAUUUCUGCUGUGAAAUUAAAGUUCAAAAUGGAUCUGCAAAUCCUCUGUCCAAAGGUUCUACUAAUGAUAAUUUACAAAAAACAAUGCGAAGGUGAAAUCCACAGAAAUGGCUGGUACCUAAUGUUUCAGUUGGAUAGGAAGGAUAAUCUACUGAUCUACUGUCGUUUGAUGAGUAUCGGUUCAGUAAUGUGACACUGCUUCAUGCAAUCAGGAAAGGAUAUUGUUUUUUUAUGCCGACUCUUCCUCCUCUCCAGAAGGAGGAAACAAGUUUCUCCAUGCAAUAUUAACAGUUUGUGCAUAUUUAUACAUAAGGAAGACACAAUGUGUUUUUUAUUACUGAAUUUUAUUUGAAUCUGAUGUGUUUGUUUUCUCCAUACAGUGGUUACCAGUGGUUGCGUUGGAGGAACUGACGACAUAGAAAGGCCUCAUUGUGUUGAGCUGCAGGUUAAUAUUUCAAAUGCAAACACUGGUAUGGAAUAAGUUAUAUCUGAUAAUAACUUCUGAACACAACCAUUUCAAAGAAAUGUUGAACAAUUUCAUUAUCCUCCAGGUUACCAUGCCUUCGUAAACUCAAAAUAAUUUUAGGACAUUUCCUUUUUGUUAAGCUUAAGCAAGAAUGCUGAGGAUUGUCAGGUUAAAACAGUCGACGUUUGUCACAUGCCGCCUGUUAGCACUUAGAGAUACAUGUGAGUUUUCUAUGCACCAAAGAGGAGAUAAUAGUUGGUCUUGAAUUUCCUUUUGUUUCAUGUGUGCAAAACUCCUUUAAUACUAAUUUGAGUGAAGUUUUUAUUGCUGAUACCUUUGUCAUCCAAAUGUUUUUUGUCUUCGGUUUACUAACUUAAUACUUUAAUAUCAUUUGAGGUCCUUCUUUCAUAGCCGACUGCAAAUUAAGAUGAAGAGCAAACAUUUACACAUGUGCUGUAAAGAAUAUAUUUAAUAAAUGCAUUGCAAAUGAAAGACUUACAUGUUUGAUUUGGCUUUGAUUUGAAAUGAAAAAUUCACUUGCGAACAAUAUAAUGUUCUUUUUUUCCAUCCCAGAAAGUUGGAGAAAAAAUGGAGAAAAAGGCUCUAAUAAUGGUCAUAGCUUGAUAUUAUAAUUCUCCUCAGUCUAACUCAGGAUGCAGAGGAUGUAAGAGGAAGCUGGGGACAUGAAGUGUUCGUAGGACUUUAUAUCUGCUCUGCAACAGUCUGUAAUAUUUGGCGGCAUCUGGUGGUGAAGUUGUGAACUGCAACCAUCUGAGCACCCCAUAGUCACAUCAUGUGACUCAGUAGUGUGUAUUGCCCCUGCGCGUGCGCGUGCGUGCGUGCUUCUCCCUAGGAAGUUGUACCUUCGCUGGUGUAUGUCUGAGAUCCCAGUUCUUAGCCUUUGAUGACUUUGAUCUCAAGAGUGGGUGUGUGCCAAAUCACAGGAGUAUGUAUGCCUAUGAUCCUUUGAUUUCAGGAGUGUGUAUAGUGUGUACACUAGAUCACAGGAAUGUAUACCUUUGAUCCUUACACUAACAAGGAUAGCUAAUUUAACAAUUAUCGAGAAUAGGAAUGAACAUUCAUUAACCCAUAAAUCUGAUAAGUAAAUACACACACCUGUAGCCAGCAGAACACUGUGAUAGAGACAUGGCCUAAUCUAUUUUUCCAUUACACAAAUCCCUUAGCAUCCUUAUCAAGGCUGCUUAUGUACAGGCCCCAGAAUUUGGUGCUUCACCACUGAAAGUCAUGCCCCUGAUGAGUCAGCAGAUGGUAUCCUGGGGGAUCUCCUCCCAGACCUGGACCAGGGCAUCAGUGAGCUCCUGGGCGGUCUGUGGCGAUACUUGGCAUCACUUGAUGCAAACCAUCUUGCGAACGCACGUAUGGAUGUGCCAUUCUGGAGGAGUUGGACUACCUGUGCAGCCUGAUUGGGGUGCAGGUAAAGCCUCAUGCUACCAGUUCUGACAAGGACACUAGCCUGUUAAUCUUUGAAUAGGUCACGGAACUGAAAAUAAACUCUUCACUGCCUUGUGUCACCACGGACGUAAACCUGAAGACAAAGUGAUCAGUGAAGUGUCCUUUCCUAUAGCCUACUGAGUUAGAACUUGUGUACAAGUCAGAAAAUCCUUUGGUUAAGUCAAGGCCUCAUUAAUCUAUAACAGAUUUUGUUUUUCUUUUCAAGCUCUCCAGUGUGGGUUUUGUUUGGCACCAGCAUGUAGGUGUGGUCAUGUUAAUAAAAAUGAAGGUUUAAGCUAUUAGUUAUACAGUAAGAACAUUCACAAAAGACCAUUACUCUGCAGAAUGCAUACACCCUAACCCAUACAUACUCACCAAAGUGGCCAAUGAAAAGACAGAUGACUUCAUCUGUCCCGAGUGGAAGCGUUGGUUAUAAGAUCACCUCAGAUACAAAAAACUUUCACAUGCUGUGAAUGUUGGGAAUACUAAACUAACAUGCAGUCAGUUACUUCACAUAGAUAUUCAGGCGGCAUAUUGCAUUAAAAUUUCUCUUAAAGAUUAAAA
Molecule: messenger RNA, 5198 nt
Organism: Scophthalmus maximus (turbot)
Lineage: Eukaryota; Metazoa; Chordata; Actinopteri; Pleuronectiformes; Scophthalmidae
Gene: limd1a
Product: LIM domain-containing protein 1
Exons: 10
Coding region: 431-2320 (629 amino acids)
Biological process (GO): negative regulation of hippo signaling; positive regulation of miRNA-mediated gene silencing; regulation of DNA-templated transcription
Cellular component (GO): P-body; transcription regulator complex; nucleus
Molecular function (GO): transcription corepressor activity
Source: RefSeq, a predicted model, not a curated record